Molecule: messenger RNA, 2118 nt
Organism: Cyprinodon variegatus (sheepshead minnow)
Lineage: Eukaryota; Metazoa; Chordata; Actinopteri; Cyprinodontiformes; Cyprinodontidae
Gene: cfap52
Product: cilia and flagella associated protein 52
Exons: 14
Coding region: 121-1977 (618 amino acids)
Biological process (GO): cilium assembly
Molecular function (GO): protein binding
Source: RefSeq, a predicted model, not a curated record
AAUAUAACUUUGGCCUGAAACUUUUAGGAUAUUAACUAUUAAUUACUUUUCUCUGAACUUUUCGUGAGUGGGUGUUAGUUAUUUCUGGUUGUUAGAAGUUAGUUGUUAACUUUUUUACCCAUGGAUGAUGAAACGCAAAACAUUCUUCAGCUGGAGCUGAAAGCUGUUAUCGGCUUCAACGGAUGUGUUCCCUCUGGCUUGAGACUUCAUCCAGACAAGAAGCAUCUGAUCUAUCCUCUUGGAAAUAUUGUAAUGCUGAAGGGAAUAGAGGACGGCAAGCAGGAGUUUCUGCGACACUCCGACAACGUCUCCUGCAUUUCCGUCUCCAAAAGUGGAUCCUACAUUGCCUCUGGCCACAUCAGCCUUAGAGGCUUUAAGGCACCAGUGAUUAUCUGGAAUUUUGCAGAGAGAACAAUCUAUGCCGAGCUGUUUUUCCACACAGCUAAGGUGGAAGGGGUUGCCUUCUCUCCCAGUGACAAGUACCUGGUUUCUCUUGGGGGCAUAGAUAAUAACAGCAUCGUCUUAUGGAACCUUGAGACCAAAGAAUACAUCUGUGGAAGCCCAGCCUCAGCCUGUAGUGCCGGUUUCUGCCUCACCGUUAGAUACUCCAACUCCGAUGAUAACAUCUUCACUUCGGCCGGCAGUGGAACACUGCGAGUCUGGCAGUUGGACGUUGCCAGGAGAAAGAUAAUACCCACUGAGUGCAAAACAGGCAAGCUGACCAGGAUUGUGAAAUGUAUAGAGAUUUCAGAAGACGAUCGCUAUAUGUUCUGUGGCACUACAAGUGGAGACAUAUUGAAAAUCAACAUGGCGACCAAGAUCCUGAAUCAACAUGGUCCGAUUAAAGCAAAGUACAACAUGGGUGUCAAUGUUCUCAAGAUGGAAUCCGGAAAACUGCUUGUGGGUUCUGGUUCUGGCAUCUUGGCUCUGUGCUCCAGUGAUGACUUAAAAACCAUCAGGCAAGUCCAGCUGGAGAAGGGGGUGACCUCAAUCGAUGGCAGCAAAGAGGGGAAGCUGCUCUUUGUUGGCACAGAGGGGGCUCAGAUGUACCGCCUCAAUUUUGAUGAUUUGGAGGCUGAGCUCAUUUCCACCGGCCAUGUGGGUGCCGUCAACGACAUAGCCAUUCCUCUUGGCACCUCUGAGUUGUUUGCAACUUGUUCUGUGGAAGACAUCAGAGUGUGGCGCGUAGGAAUGCCGACAGAACUGCUGCGCAUCAAGGUGCCCAACAUGAUCUGCAACUGCCUGGAUUUCAUGACUGAUGGAAACAGCAUCAUCAGUGCAUGGAAUGAUGGUAAGAUCCGGGUCUUUGGACCAAAAAGUGGGAGGCUGAUGCUCACCAUUAACAAUGCUCACAAAAUGGGUGGAACGGCCAUCGCUGGCACCAGAGACUGUAAGAAGAUUGUCAGCGGAGGAGGAGAUGGGGAGGUGUGUGUUUGGGAACUUCUGCCUCACACCCACCGCCUUCUGGCGAUCAUGAAAAAGCACGAAGCCCUUGUGUCCUGCAUCAAAAUCAGGAGUGAUGACAAAGAGUGCGUCACAGCCAGUGCUGGUGGCACCUGCAUCAUCUGGGACUUAGAAUGUUUUGAUAGCCUUCAAAGUGUGAUUGCCAGCACUUUCUUCAAGACCGUGUGCUACCAUCCAGAUGAGCACCAGAUUGUCACCAGUGGAACUGACAAAAAGAUCACUUACUGGCACGUGUAUGAUGGCUCCUCCAUCAGGGAACGGGAGGGUUCCCAGUCAGGGGCCAUCAACAGCUUGGACAUCACAAAGGACGGCAACCACUUUGUGACGGGGGGAGAUGACAGGCUCUUGAGAGUGUGGGACUACUUGCAAGGAAGCAUAACCCACACAAGUAUGCCUCAUGCUGCCAGUAUUACCUGCACCAGGAUCUGCUCGAAAAACUGCAUCCUCAUCAGUGGCAGCGCCGACGGAGGCAUUUGGCUAUGGAAGUUCCCUCACCCUCUCGCUUCAUCUUAAAAAUGGUCAACCAGCAUUUUUUUAUCGUUAUUCGGAAGGAAACUCUUGCAGAACAAAUCUUACUGAGUAACAGCUGGAUGUAUACAGUAUUACCUAUUGUACAUGUUAUUGCGUUGAAAUGUGUUAAUUAGAUGAAUUUAA